Molecule: messenger RNA, 1489 nt
Organism: Tupaia belangeri chinensis (Chinese tree shrew)
Lineage: Eukaryota; Metazoa; Chordata; Mammalia; Scandentia; Tupaiidae
Gene: GHSR
Product: growth hormone secretagogue receptor
Exons: 2
Coding region: 82-1176 (364 amino acids)
Biological process (GO): G protein-coupled receptor signaling pathway; hormone-mediated signaling pathway
Cellular component (GO): plasma membrane
Molecular function (GO): growth hormone secretagogue receptor activity
Source: RefSeq, a predicted model, not a curated record
AGGCUCCUUCCGGCGCCGGCCCCCAGCACUCGCCCGCCCCUGGGAGAACGCCCUGCGGUCGGGUCGGGCCGCGCCGGCGACAUGUGGAACGCCACCUGGGGCGAGGAGCCCGGGCCCAACCUCACGCUGGAGGACGCGGGCUGGGACGCGCCCUGCGGCAACGACUCGCUGGCCAACGAGCUGCAGUCGCUGUUCCCCGCGCCGCUGCUGGCGGGCGUCACGGCCACCUGCGUGGCGCUCUUCGCCGUGGGCGUCGCGGGCAACCUGCUCACCAUGCUGGUGGUGUCGCGCUUCCGCGAGCUGCGCACCACGACCAACCUGUACCUGUCCAGCAUGGCCUUCUCCGACCUGCUCAUCUUCCUGUGCCUGCCGCUGGACCUCGUGCGCCUCUGGCAGUACCGGCCCUGGAACUUCGGGGACCUGCUGUGCAAGCUCUUCCAGUUCGUCAGCGAGAGCUGCACCUACGCCACCGUGCUCUCCAUCACAGCGCUCAGCGUCGAGCGCUACUUCGCCAUCUGCUUCCCGCUGCGCGCCAAGGUGGUGGUCACCAAGGGCCGGGUCAAGCUGGUCAUCCUGGUCAUCUGGGCCCUGGCCUUCUGCAGCGCCGGGCCCAUCUUCGUGCUGGUCGGCGUGGAGCAUGAGAACGGCACCGACCCUCGGGACACCAACGAGUGCCGCGCCACCGAGUUCGCCGUGCGCUCGGGGCUGCUCACCGUCAUGGUGUGGGUGUCCAGCGUCUUCUUCUUCCUGCCGGUCUUCUGCCUCACCGUCCUCUACAGCCUCAUCGGCAGGAAGCUGUGGCGGAGGCGCGGCGACGCGGUGGGCUCCUCGCUCAGGGACAAGAACCACAAGCAAACCGUGAAGAUGCUGGCUGUCGUGGUGUUUGCAUUCAUCCUCUGCUGGCUGCCUUUCCAUGUGGGCCGAUAUUUAUUUUCCAAAUCCUUUGAGCCUGGCUCCCUGGAGAUCGCUCAGAUCAGUCAAUACUGCAACCUCGUGUCCUUCGUCCUCUUCUACCUCAGCGCUGCUAUCAACCCCAUUCUGUACAACAUCAUGUCCAAGAAGUACCGGGUGGCGGUGUUCAAACUGCUGGGCUUCGAACCCUACUCACAGAGGCAGCUCUCCACGCUGAAGGAUGAAAGCUCUCGAGCCUGGACAAAGUCUAGUAUGAACACAUGACCGAGCACUGCACUGAGCAUAGACACCGCUUAGUAUUCUAACCCGAAAGCCAUAGCACAGCAGAACUCGGGAGAAAACAGAGGGUUCAUUUUGCAAUUAGGGACACGCAGAUCUGGAAACAAUUCAGGGGAAAGGAAAGACAGAUAUAUAGGGUACGAGCGGUUUGAACUGACAGCACGGUCUCCCGCGCUGUCACGCUAUCCCUGCAUAGUCACCGCUUAGGAUUUGCGUUCUGUUGGUGGUGCUGGUGAGGGCUUGGCGGUUCGCAGGAGGGAAAUACAGAAAUGACAGAGGGCCAUUAGGGCAAGAUUUG